Molecule: messenger RNA, 2177 nt
Organism: Dinoponera quadriceps
Lineage: Eukaryota; Metazoa; Arthropoda; Insecta; Hymenoptera; Formicidae
Exons: 5
Coding region: 177-770 (197 amino acids)
Molecular function (GO): protein binding
Source: RefSeq, a predicted model, not a curated record
GGGGGCUUCGGCAGUAAUUAAUAUAUUAUAUUUCAAAUAUACAUCCGGAGUACUGGACUUAUCGUUGUCGAGGUAAACAAUGCGUCUAUUCUGGUGACUGAAUCAUCAUUUCGAUAUCCGUAGCUGAUUACUGCGAACAUAUCGAGAACGCUUUGCACGAGCUGGGCCAAAGUCAAAUGAGAUCGGGUGACAUCGAGCGUGCUCUUCAGAGUUUCUCUAGGUUGCUGGCCAUGGCCAAGAGGAUCCCGGAUUCACAAGGAGUGUGUAACGCGCACAUGGCGCUGGCAUUAGCGUAUAAGAAAUUAAACAACGAGAUGAACACGGAGAAGCAUCUUCGGCUAUCUAGGGAAAGGGCUGUCGAGUUCGGGCUCACGAGGGAACUCGCGCAGGCAUACUACUACACCGGCGAACACUUCUUGAGUAAGAGGAGACCAGACAUCGCAACUCCUCAUUUGGAAAAGUCCUUCGAUCUGUAUAAUGAACUCGGCUUGCACGACGAAGCAGACAAAGCGCGAACUAUCGCUGGAGUCUCAAAAGGACAAGAAAAUAUUGAUAAGUACAUUGAUCUCAUAUGCCGGUGCGGAAAGGUCGACUCGGAGGCAAUAUUGGUACUUUGCCAGUGGAAAAAUCGUAGGGACGUUUUUUUCACGGAGAAAAAAUCCUACACCGAAGAUUCGGAAGAACUCAGUGACAAACACACCGACGAAACGACGUCUUCGUCGUUAUCUAUCGCCACAAUUACCGUCGCGAAAAGCAACAUCGGUGAUUAGAUUUGAAACGAUCCAACGAAAAUCUACGCUCGACACACUUGUCAGUGACAAGUAUGCUCUCUCUCUCUCUCUCGUAUAUAUUAUCCAGCCCGUCACCCGUUGAAACGAAGUUAACAAUAGCGUGUCAUCGUCCGCUUAUUGUUUACAUCAGGCAUGGCAUUGUAAUAUCGAUGUGAUAUACUCUGAUAUAUUGUAAGAGAGUUCGGCGACUCUACAAAAUUUCACACUAUAGUUAUUACAAUUGUAUAUUACAUCUUAGUAUAAUUUGCACACAUGUAAUUCUAUUUGUUUAAAGUCCAUUUGCUAGAGUAACACAUAUACAAAUUAUGUUGCAUAUAUUAUGCGAAAUUAUCGUAACAACAGAAUUGCACAUUUACAUGUCUUGUACUCUUCACACAAAUCCUUACGUAGGAUUACUUGACCAUUUUCAGUACUCUCGACUGCGAAGUAGCAACGUACACACACACACACACACACACAGAGAGAGAGAGAGAGAGAGAAAGGGAGAGAGCGAGAGAGAGAGAGAGAGAGAGAGAAAGAGAGAGAGAGAGAGAGAGAGACAAUUCAUUGCUCGAUAUAGAAAUCGAAUAAUGAAACAUAAGCAAAGCGUGAAGAAUGUUAUAUAGAAUAUGUAUUUAUUAUUUAUACGUAAAGUAUAUUUACAUAACCAUUUAUUUAAAAAAUUAUGAUAUUUCUUAAGUCAACACUAAAUCCGCACAGGAUGUGCAGUCGCUGCGCUUGCAUAACAAUUAUCGGGUACGAUUAUAUUAUUAAUGCUAUUAAUAACAUAUAUAUUAUUAUAUAUUUAAAAAAUGCUAAUGAACAUAUAAUAAUAUAUAUUUUAUUAUUACUUAAUAUAUAUCAAAUUCGCUCUUUACGUUAAAAUACUGUCGUAUAGUUUUAAACGAUAGAGGAAUUUUUUUUACUCACGAUUCCAUCCCCGAUAAUUCUCGAAGUUAAAACCUAGUUGAUGAAAAUGUAUUAUUGCAUGUCGAGUGAAAAGCGUUGUAUGGAUUUUUUUUUUUGGCAAAUGAUGUGCAACUUUUUCACACUAUGCGACAUAUAUCUGCAUAAAUAUUCCAUUAUAUAUGUAUAUCAUACCAGUAAAACUUGCUUCUACGUGUGACAACUGACAUCUCGUCGCAUAGAGCGAGCCUUACGAAUGCUGCAAGUGAAUACACACUACCGAUGACAUACCUGUUGAAAAUCUAUCUUUCUAACAAAUAUCCGAAUUAUUCUCAGUAAAUUCAACGUACCAUGAUAACAAAGCUCCGUAACUAUUUUUUCUCAUACCGUUACGAUCCCCUUCAUUGCCUAUACGACAAAGAUAUGAUCAAUGGGGGAGAAAGAAAAAGAGAGAGAGAGAGAAAGAAAGAAAGAAAGAAAAUAAAAGAGAAAGAGAGGGGG